Messenger RNA from Triticum urartu, 1185 nucleotides. Lineage: Eukaryota; Viridiplantae; Streptophyta; Magnoliopsida; Poales; Poaceae. The record is from RefSeq and is a predicted model, not a curated record.
AUGUCAAGCGAACCGGAGCAAGGCAAUGGUGCUGGCGAUGACGAACAUAGCGGCGGCCUGCCUGAGGACCAGAUGUUCGAGAUGCUCACCCGCGUCUCCCUCGACGACCUCUCCGCAUGCCGCCAGGUGUCUGCCCAGUGGCGCCGGCCCCCGUACGAGCCGGCCUUCUCGGCGCUUCACUGCCGCCGCCGCGCCGACGCCGUCGUCUCGGGAUACUUCGUGCAGGGCAUGGCGCGCAACCGCUACUCCGCCACCUUCGUCUCCAUGCACCCCUCCCAGGCCGACGCUGAUCCGUCCGUCUCCCUCGACUUCCUGCCCUCCGCGCACGUCCGCGUUGAGGCUGUCUCCGCGCACCGCGGCCUCGCGUGCUGCGUCGACGCCGACGCCGACGCCGCCGCGCGCAUGGGCGGCAAGACGUCGUCGGCGCGAUGCUACUACGCGUGCAAGCCCGCCACGAGGCAGUGGCGGGCGCUGCCCAACCCGAGGCUGCGCUUCCCCACGGCGGUCACCGCGAUGGUGGCGCGCCCCGCCGGCGCCGGCGCCGCGGCGGACUUCAAGAUCCUCCGGCUCUCGGUCCCGACGCUGCGUGACCACCUGCGUUGCGAGAUCUUCGACUCGCGAAGGCGCGCGUGGCGGCGCUCGGCCGACGUGAUGGUGUGGCCGGAGUCGCUCGUGGCCGCCGGCCCGGCGGUGAGGGCCCACGGCGCCAUGCAUUGGCUACGGUGGCCGGACAGGGUCGGCGCCGCCGAGGACAUCUUCGCGUUCGACAUGAAGAGCGAGGCGUGGAGGCUCAUUGUUCUCCCGCCGGAGGUGGAAGACAGAACGGACAGGUGGGCGGGCAAGAAGAAGCUGGUGACGGUGGAGGGGAAGCUGUGCCUGGUAGUGACCGUGGAUGAGGAGGCGGAGGUGUGGGUGAUCGCCGACUACGGCAGGCAGCAGGAGAGAUGGGAGAAGAAGAUGGCAGUGAACUUGAAGAAUCUCGGGAUGCAGGAAGGGGGAGCCCUUAUACUCAGGGAUCUCUGCUCAUCCGAGGUCGCAUUCUUCAACAGUGUAUACGGAGUGAUCUGGUACGAUUUUUGGAGGGGCGAGAUAGCAGAAGUCCCCGUGCAUCACAAAUGCAUACAAGAAGUUUUCAAGUAUGAGUCCGAUUUUGGUCCUUGGGACAUCGAUGAAAACAAAAUCUAG